Saccostrea echinata is the source of this 7298-nucleotide messenger RNA. RefSeq names its product nucleolar pre-ribosomal-associated protein 1-like. The record is from RefSeq and is a predicted model, not a curated record. Bases 50 to 6991 code for a protein of 2313 amino acids. Gene Ontology annotation, biological process: maturation of LSU-rRNA from tricistronic rRNA transcript (SSU-rRNA, 5.8S rRNA, LSU-rRNA); maturation of 5.8S rRNA from tricistronic rRNA transcript (SSU-rRNA, 5.8S rRNA, LSU-rRNA). Lineage: Eukaryota; Metazoa; Mollusca; Bivalvia; Ostreida; Ostreidae. The transcript is spliced from 34 exons. Gene Ontology annotation, cellular component: nucleolus.
GAGUUCCGAAUUCCUGAAGUAAACACACGUGCACAUGGUGGAUUGAAAUAUGAAAGAGAAAAUUUUAUCGGGGAAAAAAAGAAAACAGAAAUCAGAUAAAAAAGGAAGCGACUCUCCCACAAAAAAGAAAAAGCAAGAGGAUGAGAAAUAUACAGAAAUUAGAUUCAAAUUUGAGCUCAGGGAUCCAAAUCUGACAUUUUUAGCUUUGGACAAGUUUGUCAAGCAGGCAGAGGAGUAUGGAUCAGAGAGCAAUGAGUACGACAUUGUGACUGGAUACUGUAGGUCCUCUCCGGAGUGUACCGAGAUACUACAGCUGUUAGAGGGAGGCAAGAGAAAGGAGAAAGAGCUGCAUAGCAUCUUUGGUGUAUUAGAAGCCAUACUGCUCCGCCUUUUAGAUGACCUAAGGUUAACCAAACAUGCUCCUGUUGGUAAAGUCAUUCUACAGAAGAUCUUGUCUGUGGGUAUGCCAUCAGUAUACUUUAUGUUGGGACCUCAGGUGAAGGCAUCAGCUGUGAAGACAACACUGAGGAUGCUAGGGGCACUGGUGAUGCUGGGAGAAAAUGGGGCUAAGGCUCUACUCUCACAGCUAGACACCUCCCACAAACAUAUCCAGUCUUUGUUUAACAGGAGGGACCUGAAGGAUCCACAGGAUGUAAGGACUUGCCUUAUUCACUUUAUCAUGUCAUUUCUUUUGGUGGGAAGUAACUCUGUCAUACAGCAGCUUAUAAACAUCAAAGGAUUUCUGAACUCCUUGUUUAAUGGUUUAACAAAAGACAAAGCUGCAAACAUUAAACUGAUCUUAAAUACACUAUUGGAAAAGGUUAUUGAGAAUGAAACCAUUACAAAAACUCAGAAGUUGCGACUGUUUAAUGACUACUCCCUGAGUCAGAUCAGUCUGCUGUAUAAGUGGACGGGGCACCCGGAACAAGGGGAGGGAACCAACACAGAUGAUAUAGAGGAGAUUGAAACACAUUCCAGUGAAGAUAAAGAGAUGGUGAUAAAAAUGGCACAUAAACUACUAAUGGAGAUUUGUUGUUCUCACAAAAAUGGCAUAAACUUUUAUGACAAAACAUUAGGGACAGGUGGAAAAAACCAGAAUCAGUUAUUGACCAAUUUCCUGACAUCUGUAUCUAAGACUGUUGAUGGAAAGGAAGUACAGGAUCUAAUUUGCCAGAUUCUUAAAACAUGCCCAGAUCAGAUUCAGCAUUAUCUCCCUUGUUUGAUCAAGAACAUACCACCAAGACCCACCAGUAGAUGGUGCUCUACCAUGAACUUUCUGUGUGAGAUCUACACACAUCAGCCAGACAGUCCAGUUGUUCUGAAGUCUAGUCAGCAUCACUCACCUGUAAAAUUCGUGGAGAUGGUUAUGGUUCACUUGAUACCCAUACCUGCGAUUCUGACACCUGUUCUACAGUCUCUUAAGCACCCCCAUUCCAGUGUUCAGUAUUUUGGGAUGAAGUUUCUGGGUGUUCUACUGCAGAAGUCUGUGAACUUUCUGCACUGCCUUAAUGAGGAGAGUGUAAAGCCUUCAUCUUCUGUUUAUAACCAAUCAGAGAGGCAGGAAAUUGUAAAACUCUUCAAGGAAAAUAUUCUAAAGAUAUUUCCAGAUUGUAAAUUGAUUAUGAGUUGUUGGAGGGAUCUCUUGUUUCCUAAAAAGUUGUCAGAGCAGAAAAUGACUCCAAUGAAGGGGACAGAGGUUAACAGUGAAGAUAAGACUGAUGAGAAGGACUUAACAAAAGAUGAGGGUGUUCCAGAAAUUCUGCAAUCAGAUCACAUGGUUGAGAUAGAGAAAGCUCUGUGUCUUCUGCAAGAGUUCUCCCCAUCUGUUCUUGUGGAUAAUGCAGGGGACAUAAGUCUGUUGUUGGAAGGUGUCAGGAAAAUCUCUGAGGAAUUAUCUCCUCUUGAAGUCACUGGGAAGAGUGGUGAUGUUGCCAUGGAGAUUGAAGAGAGGUCACAUGACCAGCAGAGGGCACUGUUACCCCAGCUUUAUUUGUUGAAGCUCCUGGCUGGUACAGAUGCACGUAAGCUGCCUUGGACACAACAGAGUCAAGAUGGACGUUCUUUGAUUUACCUGCUGUUAGAUAUGUUGUGCAAAAUAUCAGACUCUGAAAUGCUGAACAAAGUGGAACUCUUAUUAGUACAGCUGCUACACAGUACCGGAUUGUUUGAACAUAAUAUCAGGGAGUUAGAACUUUGGAUCAAGCACUUCACCAAGUUUCCUCAGAAACAAGCCAUUCAGCAGUCAUUGGCUGGAACGUUUACUACCUACAUUAGCAACUCCAUGUCUUAUGUGGACAGACUUUGUAUUCACAUGUCAAAGGUCAUAUCUUCUGAAACAGACAAUGCUGCUAUGGAAACUGAAAAUGUUACCACUUUUGACAAUGCAUUGAAAGCUGUUUUAGAAAUGGAUGAAGAAGACUUUGACAACAUAAAUGGUGAAAUGGAGGCAUCCUCAGAAACUAGUUUAUUAAGACUUCCAUUUACACCACUGAUGAUUGUUGCCUUGGAGAUCAAUAAGAAAACCAUGGAAACUGAAAAUGAAUGCCAGGAUACUCCAGAAUUGAGCCAGUAUCUGUCAGGAGUUCUAAUUGACAUUCUUCAUUCCCAAGUUGAACCUGUGACAAUAACAAAACUAGUAAAGGAACUCCAUGGUGAUACAAUAAGUGCAGAUGUACUAAAAUACAUGGAAUCUUUACUCAAACCAGGAAAGAAGAAAUUAAAACAGAAGUCUGUGAGGGUGAAAAUAAACAUGGAGGACCUGUAUUUCACGGCAAAACCUGUUUGUCUAGAGUUGAUGAUUAUAAUGUUGUGUAAAGAUGCGACUGAGGAGAUAAAAAAGGCAAUCAGGAAUGAACUGAAGUCUGUCAGUCUGAUUGAAUUAGAUACCGUUGUCAGCCAGAUUCUUCUCUAUUGUGGAAUUUUACUCAAAACACAAAAUGCUGAAGACAUCGAUUUGCUGAAUUUCUGCUGGGAGAUGUUAAAUAUUAUACUAACUACUAUGAUUAAUGAUGCUACCAUGAAUGAACCUGAAGUCAUGGAAUCUGGGGGAUCACAAAAUAAAUUAGAUGUAAAUAUCAAAUUCAUAGAAUUUCCAGAAAAGUCCAGAGAAGACUACAUAGAAGAAAUGCUACAGAAGAUUUUAAUGCAUCCUUCUGUAUUCUCUUAUUUCUUAUUUCCUUCUGGGGAGAUAACUCUUGGCAGAUCAGCAGGUGCUUGUAAAGACAUGGUGAUCUGUACCACACAGGGCUUGUGCAGUAUUCUGAAAGAGGUGAAAUCACUCCCUCAGGGAACACUGUCUAAAUGCUUGGAUGGAUAUUUUCACAAGGGUUUGACUCUAUUAACUGACAAAAAGUAUGCAAGAAGUGCUACCAUGACAACACAUCUGAACAGUUUUCUACAAUCCGCAGAGAUUUUCAUCAGCAAAGAACAUGUCAACAAAUUACUUUCAAUAUUACUUUCACUUUCUUUAUCAGAUUUGACAAACAUUGGAACUAGAUCUCUGACAGAAAAGGGAAUGGUGCUUCUUACUCUACUUGACAAAGUUAAAAAUAAAGAACAAGCUGCAAUACCAUUCCUGGACUUUAAUAGAUUCCAAACUCUGUUCACCCUUAUUGACCGUUUGGAUCUUGUUGACAUAGAAACUGCUUGUUUGAAUUUAUUAACCCUUUAUCCCAUAGCCUCUUUAGCUAUGCCAAAAGACGUGUUCAUUAAAUCCUUGAAAUCUGAUUCAGUUUUGAGAAUGGAGAUACUGUGUAUUGUAAUUUGUCAGAGUGCUGAGGCUAAGGAGUGGUUUGAGUCUUGGAUCAGUAACAGAGACACAAUGGAUCUAAGGCCUGCACUUCUAUCAUUGCUGCUUCAGUACAUUGAUAUGUACCCAAAAAGAUUGUUAGAAAGCAAAACAUUUCUGCUUCAAAUCUUAAAGAUGUAUGGGAAAUGUUUACAUCUGAUGAAAGAGAAACAAAGCAUCCCAUUGGAGGAUGGUAACCAAUCAGAAGCAACAGAUGGAGUAAGGAACAGCCCAGCUGAAGUAAUGAAAAGGCUAACUCUGAAACUUAACAGAUUGGGGGUUUUAGGUGCAACCUUGGAAGAGAAAGUCAUCACCCUCAUCUCAACAUUAAUGACGGAGAGAACAAAUCUGUGUCCUCUUCUCAUCAAUAUUCUAUCCCAGCUGUGUGGAAAUCAAGAGGAUACAAAGAGGCGGGGCCUGUUGUUGAGGAACUGUCAAUCAUGUCUUCUUCUCAGUCUGAAAAACAAACAAACCAGAGAAGAAAACUGGAUAGAGUCACUGCUGAAUGUUCUUACUUCCUUCAGCAAGGAUGAAAUAAGAGAGUUGUACACGACUAUCAUGAUAAAAGAAUGGCCAGACUUUGUCAAAACUUUACUGAGAUACAGAUAUUCAGACAAGCCAACAUUACAGCUCCUGACUACACUGACAGAUAUUAUUUACCAAGAUUCUCCUGAAGCAGACACACCUGUAUCACCAGAUCUACCUGUUCAACAUCUACAUGAUAUGCUUAUCAGCCACUCUCAGUAUCUACCAAUCAUGUUCAACGAGGGUCAUCCAGAUGUCAAAGAGCCCCUAGUGGAUCUUAUGACUCUGCUGGUGGAGAAAGACAGGAGAUGUUGCCACACCCAACAUAUCGGGGUCCUCCUCGGGGCCUACACAGCUUCCCUGUCAUCUACUGAUCAGAAGAUUCUAAGACUGCUGUGUUUGUAUGAGAAAAACAAGGCAGACUUAAGGAGCUACAGACCAUAUCUGUGGGGGAUGAAGGCAGUUGAGGUUCACUCUGUUAAGAAAUCUCUGGGUGCCUCCUUGACGAAGCAGACAACAGCAGACGAGGUCAUGGAGUGUCUGGACCAGAAGAUCCUACAGACGUCCAUCUUAAAACUGCCUCUCAGGAGGCUGAUGCAGCCUGGUACAAUACAGGAAGCUGAGGUGAUCAAGUCUGUACCUGAAGCCUAUGAUCCCUGCUUUCUUCUCCCUGUCUUCAGUGAACUUGUCAGAUCUGAGUCUGUUUUGGAUUGCCGUAAGUUUGUAGAAAACCAAUGCUUGUCUUUCACCUUUGCCUGCCUGAGUUGCCAUGACAGCAUGAUGCGGGGUGCAGCUUACCACAUUCUCAAUAACUUCCUGUCCCAUCUACAGGGGGCACGCUUCCCUGAGGCCAAGCAGGUCCUCUAUUUUGUGGAGCUAGUGAAGAAUAGUAUAGAGACACCAAACACAAAGCUGCCAUGUAUUAUUACAUUGUUUCUGGCCAAAGUCUCCACAGAGCUUCUCAAGCCAGAAGACCACAUGUACAAGAUGUUGAAUGCCUUUCUGUUGUUGAAGCCAGCUAUGGAUACAGGAAAUGUUCCAGAAUUCUACAAACUCUUCAACAGCUCAGCACUAGAGUACAAACUAGAGAGAGCCUGGAUGCUGGGUUUACUGUCAGAGGGCCUAAGAGAGACGGCAGAUUUCCACAUCUUUGAGAAGCGACACAUUUUGAAGAUGUUGUUGUCAUUCUACGAAUCCAGUAUCAGUGACAACUCUACACAGCUACAAGUACUGCAGAUUUUGAGAGCAGCCAGUAAGGAAAGAAAGGUGACCUCUGACCUGGUUAGGAAUCAUGGGAUUUUAACCUGGUACUCUGCUAUGUUGCAGUCAAAAUCAUUGCCUGUAGAUCAUUUGAAGAUACUGCUAGAGAUUUUACACAAUACAUGGAACACAAUGCUGGGUGAGUCGCACAGAACAGGAACACAGGAGAAAAUGGCCUCAGACUCAGGCAAAGCAGUGGAAGACAACAGCAGAGGGACAGACAACCAAACACAGGUCUCACAGAGCAGCGGUGUGGGAGAGGACAACACAGUGACAGACAACCAAACACAGGUCUCACAGAGCAGCAGUGUGGGAGAGGACAACACAGUGACAGAUAACAGAGAUGAGCAAAUGGAAAGAAAGCCCAGUCUUACUGAACCAGAAAUGAAGUCCCUCCCAGUCUCGUUCACCAGUCAGAUGAUCCAUGUGAUGAAACAAGUUCUUGCCAAAGUCAGCAGUGAGGUGAAAUUGGAAUCUUACUGUCAGCUACUGGAGACCUUAAUAUCCAUCUUAGGUUACACCGAUUUCCCCAGGGAGAAAAAUCAAGGUGUGCUUCACAGAUAUCCUCAGCAUAACUUGACAAUUAGAGAUGCUUUAUUGUUGUUAGGUAACCUUUGUAACUAUGGUGAUGACCUUGAGACCCUUCAGUGUGUGUCCUCUGCUUUAAAGGCUUUGAGGCUAGAAAAUAUUUCUAGGUAUGAAACUAAUCAAAAAUUAAUCAAGAAGAGUUCAGGUGAUUCAGGUAGUUUUAAUACACAGAGGAAAUCUGAAGAAAUGAAGAAAGUGAUUGGACUGACAUUAGAAUCAUUGAUUCAUUGGAACCCUUCUUAUUUGCUUAGCACUCAUUCUACAGAGAAAAUUGUUCCUUUGUGUAUUGGAGUCAUCAUUAUUAGUUCAUGGCUUCUCAAACAAAAUCAAAACGUGAUUGGUUGUCACUUUUGGAAACUCUUUGUUGAUUGGCUGCAUUCAGUACUGAUGACAUCUAGAAGUUUCACAGAAGUGUUAUCAGAAUGUCCAAAAGAAGGACAGAUUAUAUUAGAGGGCCUGUUUGGCCUGUAUUCUCAUCUCAGUAAUUGCAUUCCGCAUGUCACUGAAGUGGAUGCCUCAGAUCAGGGGAAGAUAAUUCUGAGAGACAGAGAAUCACAUUUGACUGGCAAUCGGAGCAGGACAAUAAAGAAACUUAAUGAAAUGGUUUACCUGCUGUGUGAACUGAAAACUGAUAUCAAAGAGAAGUCAUGGAAGGAUUUCUCAUCUAAGUACAGAAAGAUAACAGAACCUGAGAACCAGUCAAUUCUCCUGAGACAGCAUUUACUGCAACAUCUGACAGACUCAUCUAAUCAGAAAACAGCCAUUAUGUUCAAUAGUUAUUCAAAAUUAAAAAAAUAUAAAAAUUAUAGGUUUAUAAGUGAGUGUGUCUAAAACAGUUACAGACCAUUAAGUGCCUCUAAACUUUGAGAGCUAUAUGUAUAUUUUACCACACCUAUAUAAGUCAUCAUUUCAUGCCCAUGAUCUUCUUAGGAAUAAAAAGCAUUUGAAAGCAUGACAAUUAACAACUGCGCUAUGAAGAUUUUUCUGUGAAACUUUGAUAUAGUAGGGAAACUUUGUGUAGCUAUUCCUAUUUCACACUGAAAAUUGUUCUAGUAAUGGUUGUAAAUUGCUUCAUUGACCAUGAAGCCUGAUUCCUUAUAAAAUACUGAUGCAUGAAUAAUUAAACAGAUGAUGUCUA